AUCGAUAACACAAUCGACAUACAAUCGAAGUUCAUCGUCUGAUGAGAUUUUUGCUAGAAAUUAAAUUAGAAUUUAAUCAAAUAAAAUGAAUCGUGUAAAGACCACGCAGUCCAAGACAGGCGAAAUCAUCGCCUACAGCGAGAGCGCCAUCCGGAACAACAUAUCCGCCGUGGAGUACUGCCGCACAUCGAUGGCUGCCAUCUCCGGCUGCGCUGCGGGUAUUCUGGGUCUGAGUGGCACGCUGGGAUUCCUCUUCUACUUCCUGUCCGUGUUCGUGCUCUGGAUUCUGGUGCUCGCGAAGUCGGGCACGCAGUGGCGCAAGUUCUUCAUUAACCGCAGAAACCUGCUGACCAAUCAGUUCAUGGGCGGCCUUUGCACCUACGUGCUCUUCUGGACAUUCUUGUAUGGCAUGGUGCACGUGUAUUAGCGCAUUUACAAAUCAAACACAUAUAUAGCGAAAUAAACAUAGGAUCUUUGGUUUAACACAA
This is a messenger RNA of Drosophila teissieri, 488 nucleotides long. RefSeq names its product ER membrane protein complex subunit 6 (gene EMC6). Gene Ontology annotation, biological process: protein folding in endoplasmic reticulum; autophagosome assembly. Gene Ontology annotation, cellular component: endoplasmic reticulum; membrane; EMC complex. The coding region runs from base 86 to 427 and encodes 113 amino acids. Lineage: Eukaryota; Metazoa; Arthropoda; Insecta; Diptera; Drosophilidae. The record is from RefSeq and is a predicted model, not a curated record. The transcript has 2 exons.